AGGCCCCAUGACCACCAAGACUCUCCCUCUCUGCUCCCACCUUCCAAUCUGCUAGUGCUCUUUCUCCUCCCCUCCUCUCCCCAUUCCUUCCUCGUUUCGGAACAGACAUCUCAGAAAGCGCUCGAUCCAUCGCCUCUGUGCCACGAGACUCUAUCGUCUCUCGAAUGGCGCCCGUGCAGCCCUUCGACCCGCCAUCCGCGGCGGCGCCCAGCAGCGCGAUGACGUACGAGCAGCUGCGGCAGGCGAAAAUGCAGGCGACGCAGCGCGCGUUCGCGGAGCUGCAGAGCCUAUCGGCGGACUUCGCGCAGGAGGCCAGGCGGCAGGCCGGCGAGCAGCAGCCGAAGCCCCGCCGGUCGUGGACUCAGCGCCAGCUCUUCGGGAAGAUCAGGCGAUCCAGCAGGCUGCAAAACUCCCCCGCCGCCCAAUACCACGAGCUAGAGGGACAAGUGCACAGCAUUGAACGCCGAACCUCCGCAGGUCGCCGAGCCUGGCAGGCUCGGCCUAUGGGUUCAGCAGGCUCGGCCGAGGUUGGUGCAGUGGUUCGGCGCGGGCGGGAGGAGUACACGGAGGAAGAUCUGAAGAAGCUUCGUGGGCACGUGAAGCCGUAUGACAUCAGCAUUGAGCGAAACAAGACGAGGGUGUAUGACCCUGUUAACGGGAAGACAUGCCACCAAUGCAGGCAGAAGACGCUGGGGCUGCGAACAGAGUGUGCGUCGUGCAAGGAUCGCUCGGUGUGUGGGCAGUUCUGCGGGGACUGCUUGUUCGUGAGAUAUGGAGAGAACGUUGAGGAGGCGCUAGCAGACCCCACAUGGGAGUGCCCUGUGUGCCGAGACAUCUGCAACUGCUCUAUUUGCAGGAACAGGAAGGGCUGGGGACCCACAGGACAACUGUUCCACAAGGUGUGGGGGGCGGGUUACCAGUCCGUUGCGCACUAUCUGAUGCUCACCCGAAUGGCAAAGGGGGGUGAGAUCAAAGGGGAGGAAGUGGAGGAGGUGGAGGAGGUGGAGGAGAGUGAGGAGGAAGGAGGAGAGUUAGGGAGUGGGGAGGGAGAAGCGGGAGCGAGUGGGGAGGAAGAAGGGGAGGAGGGAGGGAGGGAGGAGGGAGAGGAAAGAAGUGGCAUUGCGGCGAUACAAGGUCGCGAGGGGGAGAAUGAGAAAGAUGAGGAGGCAGGAGAAGGAAGUCUGGGAAGAAAGAGGAAAGGGAUGGCAGGAAGGGAAGGGAAGGAGGAAGUUGUGGAGGGGAAGGGGAGCAGUGUAGGGAAACGAGUAAAGGAUGAGGCUGUAGAGAUAACGAGCAGCAGGGGAGAGCGGGUAAAGGAAGAGAGGGCAGAGUGUCAGAAAGUACCAGGAAAGGAGGUGGGAAGGAGAGGAGAAGUGAAAGACGAGGUGGCGGGUGUUGAAGCCAUGGCAAUGGGAAUAAGGACAGAUAUGUGUGAGAAGAAGACACGUGACAGUAUGGCACGUGACAAUACAACGCGUCACAAUAUGGCGCGUGGCAAUACAAGGUGUGACACUAGGAUCUGGGGUGUCAAAGGUGGGUCGCUAGAGGAAGUACCCACAGGAGAAGGCACAAGGGGGGGGGAGGCGAAGAGAGAAAGGGUAAUCAUGACCAGAGGAGCGACGGCGAAGCUGGAAGCUGAAUCUGAAGCUUCCGAGUCUGCUCGAGUGUUGUUGUCCCGCAGCAUCCUGGCGCAAAUGGCAUUUGAGGUGACUCAAAAGACUCUAAAGACUCGAAAAUCAGCUCGAGUGUUGAAGUCCCAAAGGAUCCUCGCACAAAUGGCAUGUACCAUCCAGCAGUCACAAGCAUCAGCAGGCGGAAGGGCCUUGAGGCCGCCUAAGGGGGGAAGGGGAGGUUCCAGCUGCACAAGGGGAGAUGCAGUGGAGGGACGUGGGAAGGAGGCUGCAUCUGCGGGUGAAGGAAAAGGGGUGAAGUCGGGGCUUGAGGUGGUAACGAGAAGCUCUGUAAGGGGGAUGGGGAAGGUGGGGUGCAGCAGGGAGAAAAUGGAGGACGAGGAAAGUUUGAGGCGUCCCAAGGAGGAAUUUGAGUCGAAAGGCAAGGUGGAGGGAGAGGAGGAGGAUGGUGAUGAUGGCGAUGAUGUGGUGGAAGUUUAGUUUUGAGGCACCCAAAAACCGCGUGGUAUUAGGUGCAGAAUACUAGGGCCUCAAAAUCGUGUAAUAGAGGUCUGGUUAGUUCACGAGGCGCCUCAAUACUAGGGGGAAAGAAGCAGGGGGACGAGAUGGAGGAAGAAGAGGAUGAUGAUGAGGAUGUGAUGGAAGUGGUGGUGGGUGGGCAUAACAACAGCGAGAAAGGAGCAUAUCGGUAGAGAAGGAUGGUAUGUAUGUCAAACAUAUCCUUGUAUGUUGUUAUAGACUACACAGGGUUGUGCCUUAGAGAGUACAACCCAUUAGGUUAUAUUCCUUUGUAUGCCAUGGUUCUAAUCAUUGGUUAGCUUUGAUAUGGUAUCAUGAGCAGGUUAGGUCCCCCCCGCCCACCAGCGCUUCCGCCAUAGGUCCUAGCCAGGGUUCCUGCUAACUUUUAGGGCAGUCUGAGAAUCAGACGGGGUACA
Molecule: messenger RNA, 2566 nt
Organism: Closterium sp. NIES-67
Lineage: Eukaryota; Viridiplantae; Streptophyta; Zygnematophyceae; Desmidiales; Closteriaceae
Source: the annotation of a GenBank genome assembly